Molecule: messenger RNA, 3002 nt
Organism: Rhinichthys klamathensis goyatoka
Lineage: Eukaryota; Metazoa; Chordata; Actinopteri; Cypriniformes; Leuciscidae
Gene: mlxip
Product: MLX interacting protein
Exons: 17
Coding region: 217-2739 (840 amino acids)
Biological process (GO): regulation of transcription by RNA polymerase II
Cellular component (GO): nucleus
Molecular function (GO): RNA polymerase II cis-regulatory region sequence-specific DNA binding; DNA-binding transcription factor activity, RNA polymerase II-specific; protein dimerization activity
Source: RefSeq, a predicted model, not a curated record
CAACGACGACCGUCUAGAGUUCAGUUCACCACCGAAUCCCUUCAAGUUACAAGUGAUAGCAUGCAUGCUAAUAUGCUAAUAUUGAGGGCGAGCGGCAAAGUUUGGGCAUCUAAAUAGAUUCUACAACUAUAUAAAGCAAUACAGUAGCAAUGGACGAAAACCGUGGCAUAAUGUGAAGUAUCGCCAGUGCAACAAUUCUAGCAAAAGUCUUUUAAUAUGGCAACUCGAGAUACACGGCAAUACCGGAGGGCUCCCAAGCAAGAGCAGGACGACGACUCUGACGCAGAGGAAUCGACUAUUUCGUUAAAGAAACCUGAUGCACGCGAGUCACAGAUCAUCCAUAGUGGUCAUUUUAUGGUGUCUUCUCCUCAUACCGAUCACCCCCCAAAGAAAGGUUACGAUUUCGACACUGUGAAUAAACAAACCUGCCAGACGUAUCAUUUCGGGAAGACUAGCACGUCGCAUCUCUCUAUUGAUGCCUCCCUGACGAAGCUCUUCGAGUGCAUGACCCUUGCAUACAGUGGAAGGUUGGUGUCACCAAAAUGGAAGAACUUCAAGGGCCUCAAGCUGCUGUGGAGGGACAAGAUUCGCCUCAACAAUGCUAUUUGGAGAGCCUGGUAUAUGCAAUAUGUAGAGAAGAGACAGAACCCUGUUUGCCAUUUUGUCACACCUUUGGAUGGCAAUAUGGAUUCGGGAGUACAUCGACCAACAGAGGCAAUAGCAACAGAAGGCAAGUACUGGAAAAGGAGAAUUGAAAUCGUCAUCAGGGAAUAUCAUAAAUGGAGAACAUAUUUUAAGAAAAGAUUACAGAAGCACAAGGAUGAAGACCUGUCCAGCCUUCUCAAGGGUGCGGAGGAACAGUUUUCGCUCUUUGGGGAAGUGUGGCCAGACACCUACCGUGUCCUCUUCUGCCAGGAUGAGGAUGUCAGUGCGGGAGGUCGUCGUAGGUCCCGCAAGAGUCGUGAUUCACCCGUUCCAAUGGAGAUGGACUCCCUUUUUGACAUGGACGUGCUCAUGUCUGAAUUCUCAGACACACUCUUUUCCACACUGGCCUCUCAUCAACCUGUAGCAUGGCCCAAUCCAAGGGAGAUUGCCCAUGCAGGCAAUGCAGAUAUGAUCCAGCCAGGCCUCAUCCCACUGCAGCCCAACCUGGACUUCAUGGACACUUUUGAGCCUCUGCAAGAUUUGUUUCACACCCUGCGUCCGCAAGCCUUCCCCUUCACUUCCCAAACUUCCCCACCAGUCACUCCCUUAACCAGCAGCAGCUCCCAAACACAGAAUCCCUUGCUGUCAUCCAUGCCGCUCUCCUCAGAGCUUCCCUCUCUGCCACUGGACUACCGCCUCAUCCCGUCUACUCCACUGCCCAGCCAUCUCGCAGUCGCCAACCAGGACAACGGUAAUGCUGCUGGCCCGUCCUACCAACAAGCCUACGUGCCUCUUUACACAGAGCAAGUGACCCCCUCCGUCCCAUCUCUCCUGCCACCACCAGCUCCACCUCUCCCACCAGGAGGUGUUUCUACAGACACUACAGUCCCUCAGCCCGACACAAACAUCCCAUCUCCUUCUGUAAUAACACACUCCGCCCCUUCCACAGUAACUCCCACUGAUGCUGCCACUACCUUCAGUCGCAGGUCCAGCUUUGAGUCUCUACAGCCUGCGGCAUCAACCUCUGCCUCCCCAAACUCACAGUCGGUCAACUUCGCCUUGCCCAAAUCCGUUCCACCUUCUGUUCCUAGCAAAAAGGCCAGACACCCACAGAGACAGAUUGUCCCGGCCAAUCCACUGCCAUCUCAACUCAUACUCACAGGUCCCGCCCGUGCUGUCAUUGUUACCUCGUCCCCUCUCAACUCUGAUGUUGUCCCCACCACUGGUUUCAUUGCCUCCUCCAGUAUUCCUUGUGGUUCUGCUGGGUUUCAUAUUCUCCCUCAGGCACAGAAGUCUCCCCAACUAAUCGUACCCAAAGAGGAAACUGCCACAAAUGUGUCCAACAGCAAGACAUCUGUGCAGUCUUCAAGUACAGCACACGACGGACGUGUUUCGGGUCAAGGGUCACCAUUGGGACCAGAACAGGUACCAAGCCCCAAGUCACCUCUCAACACCAGUGCAGGCAUGGGCAAAAAUGAAACCUGUAAGAGUCGCAGAGUGACUCACAUAUCUGCUGAGCAGAAGAGGCGAUUUACCAUAAAUGUCUGCUUCAAGACAUUGUGUAAUCUUGUGCCGACCCUCAAGUCUCAAUCAAAUAUCAGUAAUGCUGCAACACUUCAGAAGACAGUUGAUUACAUUGGCAAACUACAACUAGAGAGACAACAGAUGCAGGAAGAGACCAAGAGACUACGAGAGGAGAUUGAGGAGCUUAAUACAUCUAUAAGCUUGUGCCAGGAACAGCUCCCUGAUACAGGCGUUCCCGUCACACGCCAUCGCUUUGACCACAUGAGGGAGAAGUUCGAGGACUAUGUGAAGAACAGAACUCUUCAGAACUGGAAAUUCUGGAUAUUUAGCGUCAUUAUUCAACCUCUGUUUGAGUCCUUCAAUGGGAUGGUGUCUACCACCAACAACACAGAGCUAUGUGACUCCACCAUGCAGUGGCUGGAUCGUUAUUGUGCCCUCCCUGUCCUCCGACCUAUGGUACUCAAGACAUUACGACAGCUCUGUACCACCACCUCCAUCUUGACCGAUCCCGCACUGUUACCCGAGGAAGCCAAAAAAGCUGUUCUCAACCCAAAAAAACAUUCCUCAUGAUCCUCAGUUUUAACCCUCUGACAUUUAAAAUGUGAUUUUUAAGAUUUUUUAUCCAGGCAAAUCAGUCUUCAGGAGCCUUUUGCCUGUGGUGAGGUCUUUGCUUUGUUGUUACUAAAAACUCCACUCAAAAUGGUGGAAAUGCAAGAGAACUGCUUGAUUGUCUACUUUAAAUGUGUUCGUAGAAGUGGACAAAAUGGAGAACUCUACGUACAUGGUCAAAUUGUUUGCUUCUCUUAUGUACAGGAAGAUGCAAAUGGCCACUC